Molecule: messenger RNA, 12411 nt
Organism: Dermacentor andersoni
Lineage: Eukaryota; Metazoa; Arthropoda; Arachnida; Ixodida; Ixodidae
Product: voltage-dependent calcium channel subunit alpha-2/delta-1-like
Cellular component (GO): voltage-gated calcium channel complex
Molecular function (GO): voltage-gated calcium channel activity
Source: RefSeq, a predicted model, not a curated record
UCGAGAGUGCGAGGUGCGCGCGCCUGGUGCCGAGAGUAAAAAGCGGCCGUCUGGUAUGGCGAGAUGGCGAGUCUCUCUGGACGACGGUUUGUUCUCUGGGCGAUUUUCUGGAGCACGUCGACUCUGGCCGACUUGGAUUUCCCCAAAAAAGAUUUGAUAUACCGAUGGGCGAACGAGCUGGAUACGACCUUGGUGACGAGGUUAACUUCGAUAUCGGGCAUCGAGACGCUACGAAAUAGCUACGAGAAUGCCGACAAGUUGAGCCUUAUGGAAGUGAACGGCACGGAGCUGCUGCUGAAGAUGACCUUGGAGAUGGAGAAGAACUUGCAGCGCAAGAAAAACGCUCUCAAGCGUUUGGUGAAAAAGGCGGAGGAGGCAGUAGUGAAGCACAAGUAUGCGUCCGAUCUCACGCGGGACGAGGUGGGCGCCGUCCUGAUGAAAGAACUCACGGAAAGCGACGGCACGCUGCGCUACAGCGAAAAGUUUCACCGCUUCGUGAACGAGACUUACUCUGGCGUUCACGUCCCGCUGGAGAUCUUCGACGAAGACGCCGAGGUACUGAACGGACUCAAGUGGUCGCAGGCCUUGGACGCAGCCUUUCGACAGAAUGCCGAGAAGGACCCGGAUCUCCUGUGGCAGUACUUCGGAAGCAAAGUCGGGUACAUGCGGAUGUUCCCAGCAAAUCGUUGGAAGGUCGCCCCUGGAAAGCCCGACCUGUUCGACGUCCGAAUGAGACCUUGGUUUAUAGACGGUUCCAGUUCACCGAAGGAUGUCAUCGUAUUGAUGGACACGAGCGGAAGCAUGCACGGGCCAUCCAUGGAGAUCAUGAAGUUGUCUGUCAAGUCGGUGUUGAAGACUUUUGAAGAAAACGAUUUCGUCAAUGUGGCCUCGUUCGCGGGUGAAGUUCGAUGGGUAUCCUGUUUCGACACGCUUGUUCAAGCCAACAGGCGCAACAAAAGGAUACUCUCCAAGAGCAUUGAUCGGGUCACCGACGGUGGUACGGCCAGCCUGACCCAUGCACUCGACUUCGCCUUCCGCACGAUGGCUGAUUUCCAAGAGAACAAGACGGGCCACGCUGGUGCGGAGUGUAUUCAGAUGAUCAUGAUCUUCACGGAUGGAGGAACCGAGGACCCCACGCCUCUGAUAGAAAAGCUGAACGCUGAUCUCAAGAUUCGUAUCUUCACCUACGUGGUCGGUCCACACCCGAUACCGUACGCUACACUCAAGGCUCUCGCUUGCAAAAAUCGAGGUUACUUUACUGCCAUCACGUCGUUUGGUGCAAGCAGGUACAAAGUACAGGAAUACCUCAAGGUGCUCAGUCGGCCAAUGGUGCUCUCUGGGGACAAGCAAUUCACGUGGACAAACUUUUACCAAGACUCCGGGGGGAUAGGUCUGCUAACAACAGUCACACUGCCAGUCUACAACAAGACACAUGGAACGAAGGACCAAACCAUUGUAGGAGUGAUGGGCGUGGAUGUCUCACUCGAGGAACUGAAGGAUCAUGAACCCACGUACAAGAUUGGUCCUUCAGGCUAUUCAUUUAUGGUCAACCGAAACGGUUACGUCAUGUAUCAUCCCGACAUUAAGUUACAGUUGGGCUCUCUAGAAGAGCCCCUAGACAUAGAUUUUCUGGACGUUGAGAUCGAAAACUCUUUAAAAGAGAAGAUUCGCAGAAGAAUGAUCGACGGCCAUUCUGGGCACGAGACCGUGGUCAGUCUGAUGAGGAUGCCAGACGAGAAGCAUCUUGUGCCGCAUAACAUGGUCUACUACUACAGGCACAUGAACGACUCGGAAUUCGGCGUUGCUCUGGCGCUCCCAGAGAAGAGGAAGUUGUACGUGCGUGUGGAAGGGAUGCGCGCUGAUGACGGUUUCAAGCCAGAGACAGAGAAAGGGGAUGGUGUCCUUUUGGCUCCGUGGCGCUACUGCAAGAACAUCCCGCGCCCCAAGGGACUCACGGGCAACAUCAGCCAAGUCCUGGAAGCGUACCGGGCAGACCAUCGUCAGUGUGAUCCUCUACUCAUGCAGCGACUACUCUGGGACAUCGAGAACACGCGAGCUGUAGUCAGCAAUUGGACGAGCGAUGCUUUCGCUGAGGAAAGAGAUGGAAUAUUGGGGACUUUCGUUGGAACAGAAGGAGGACUCAUACGCUACCACCCUGAUGCGAUUGCGGAAUACCUGGAGCCAGAGGCAAAUCCUCAAAAAGCGUCGUACUUUAGGAGAGCACUCUACGCUGAAGACUUCGUCUUCCUCAUUAGUGACGUUAAACGAACAUAUGGACCCAACGCAACUCGAGAAAGCGUCAUUAUGGCAGCCAAAGCAGUCGACAUCUACAUUAAAAAGUCAGAGCUAACUCCAGCAGUCGUCGGUCUCAUCGUGGAAGAGCGCGUUAUCCACGCCUCCCUCAUGACAAUGUCUGCCAACGGAAGUUCAGGCGAGCACCUCCGUUGUGCUGACGAGGACUUUGUCGUCUGCUACCUUCUGGAUGAAGGAGGUUUCAUUCUCACCUCCAGCACGGACGACCACUCUGAAAAUGUCGGGAAGUUCAUGGGAGCAGUCGAUCCUGAACUGAUGGAUGACAUGCUGAAGAAAUCGGUCUACUUCAAGGUGGAAGAGCUGCAUACUGAAUCUCGGUGUCCCAGAAUGCGCCGAUACACAGCAGGUGCCCGAUCAUCUAUUCUGCCACUUGAAAGCCUUGUCAGAGCAUUCGACAUCAGCUGGAUCUUCGAAGCAUCGUCCUGGCAACUGAUCAAGAUGUGGCUAUACGCUUGGCUGCCCAGUUUGGGCGGUGGCGGUGGUUGGGGUGCAGAGUCGGCGUCACCGGAUCGCGCCCGCUACAUUCCGGACGAGUACCGCGUCUGCACCACCCGCGAGGCCCUGUACCACUUUGGAAACCGGAGCAGCUACUUCAUGAGCAGCCUGGACUGCGGGAACUGCUCCAGGCAGUACGGCGUGGGACGCGUGGGCUACACCAACGUGGUCCUGGUGAUAUCGACCGUGCCCUGCGCGCCCGUCUUCUGCGACCCGCCGCCGACGCCGCUACAGGCGCCAGUCGAAGUUGAAGACCCCGCACCAUGUGACCACCCACUGAGGUACAGACGUAGGCCCGACAAAUGCUACGCUGACCAUGACAAAGAGGAUUACCACGUGUGCGGCGGAAGCGCCCGGCUUGCAGCGUGUUCGACACUGCAGCUUCUGAUGUCGGCACUGGUGCUGGUGGCCCUGGCCAUUGUGACUAGACCGUAAGACUGUGGAUUUCACGGCCCAUGCCACAAUGUGGGCACGGCGCCGCGCCUCUAGCCGCUCAACGGCCAAUCAUUCCUUCGGAGAAGCGCCGCCUGGCAGUCGGCAACAAAGGACCAUCGACGGCCAUCGGCUUUCCUCUCGGCGAUUUGACGAGCAGCAUUCCACGCAGGAGGAGAGAACGGAAAGCAAUGCAUCGUGCACGCGUUGCUUUGGUGCAGUGGUGUUGUGUCCGACUUGCCGCAAGCGAUCGGCGGAAGUCAGUGCAGUGAAGAGUCGCUCGACUGACCAAGAACAAGAAAGAGACAGGCCUUCUCUCCCUUCCCGCCCUCCCCGUCCCCUCUCCCGAUGUGCACCGCGGUGACUGACGCUACCUGCGCGCGGCACAGCACGUGUGUUUAAAAGCCCUGACCCUACUGCCUGAGUUAGGCGACCAUGUCAUCCACCUUGCCUUGUCGGAGCGGUGAAUAAUCAACAAGGACACCGGUCACAGAUGACCUCAAGUUAACCUUAAGGCUGCAAACACAUCUGCAUGCACGCCUUGCUUGCUGUUCUGCGUAAGACGACAAAUAUAAAGUACUUAGGUUGAUUUUCCACACUUCGAGACGCGCGCAAAUCAUUGAGUUAAAUGUAAGGAUGACCUCGAUCAGACAAAGAUUCGGCACCCAAAAUUAAUUUUCGAGAUGUAGUAAAAGGAAAGAUAAAAUAUGUGAUACUCUUGCCACUCUUGCAUAAAAUGAUUCCAGAAACUGCACCUGAAGCCUCUGCCUGGCUACUUAAGAGAAUUCUAUCCAAUUGACCGACGCAUGGCGUGAAGCGAUAGCAAAAAAGGGCACGGCACUGAGGGUGACAUGGGCACCGCAACGGUGAAGAGAGCCUCCAAUGGAAGGCGCAUACCUUUGACAUAAACCGUCGUCCAGUGAGACCCACUAAGAAGAUGAAGCGAAGAGAGCGCAGCUGACAAGCUGCCCGUUAUGUCCGUCACGUCGCGCCGUCUGGUGGUGGUCGUCGGCGUGCAGUGUGUGGUUGUGUGUGUGUGUGUCUGUGAGGCUGUGCGCCUAUUGUGCUGGCCACCGCGUCAAGAGUUGCGCGUCCUUCCGUGGAAGCCGCGAGUGUGAUCAAAACUUGUCCAGUGAGAAAGUGGGAUGGAGCGCCCUACUCCGCCGUCGGCGACUGAAAGAAGACUCUGCAGAAUACGCAUUUUCAGGAUGAGUGUUGGGGCAUGCUCGCCGCUCUCUUUCACUCUCCGUGAAUGCUUUUUUUGCGUGCAAUCGCGUGCGAACACUUCUCGUUGAGUAGCGAUUAGUUAGCUCGUUGCUUCGUUUUCCUUUUUGGCUGGAAGCUGGGAGACGGACUUGUUUUAGUCUUGUUCGUUUUACAUUUGGUGUAGAGUAGCAGGUUUCUCACAUGGUUUGUGUAUGCGCGAGUGCGUUGGCGUACGCAUAGAGUUCAGUCUGACUGACUUGCCGUGUUUCGUGUUGUUAUAGAAGCGAAUCCGUAAAGCGUGUUUCUUUUAGCCUUGUAUGCCGCGGCAGCGUUCGCUUCUGCAAUGGUAUACGCUCGAAGAGACGCAUUGGGAAAUAAUCCUGACGGUUGUAUGUGGACAAGCAUUUACCUGCGUACGCGCCAUUAAGCUUUCAAACAUUCUAACGCGCUCCGCUCCGCUUGCGUAUGCGACGAGUGUUGCACAAGUAGGUUGCUUGACACCUCUAUUCCACCUCGAGCCACGUAAAAUCCUCCAGUCAAAUACGCAUGUGAAAACAAAAAAAGGAAAAAAAAACCUGAUGACCUACACUCGAGAAUUAACCACUUAGAAUAAUCCACAGCUGGCGCAUAUUUCAUAGUAACAUACAGACAGAAGGUAAGGUUAAAAUAAAGCAUUACAAACAACAUUUCGAAUCGGAUGUAUUCCGAAAUUUCUUGUCUAAAUCUGCCGUCGUCACAUCUUGCGAAAAUGCAUGAAAAGCAGUCUUAAAGAUGUAUUUUUGUUUUGUUUCUGUGCAUGAAUGUUAUAUGUAUGUGUGUGAACUGAAAAUCUAUGUUCUAGGAGAAAAAAAAAUGUCAUGCGCGCAAAACAAGAAUUUUUAUACGCACGCCAUUACCUUGAGAUUGCGCGCUAAGAACAUGCUACUAGCACAAUUAUGGUUGCUAGGACGAUGGGGAGGGAACGUACCGACCCCAAAGAGAGUUUUGCUCGCUCUUCAAAAGCGUGCAGCUAUCGUCACAAAAAAUUCCUUGCGGAUAAUUUUUUUAGGCAACUAUAAUAUACUGCCAUGUUAUGGCAAUGCACUGAAACAUACCUUGUAGGCUCCUUAAAUUAAUGAGUGAUUAUCAGCGUUGAAUUCAAAUUGCAGAAACAGAUCUUUCCAACAUAAGCGCUGCUCCGAAAAAAAGAAGGAAAAAAGAAACCUGGUACCAGAGAGGUUUUGGUGAAUUGUACGUCCCUCCCCAGCGCCCCACCAAAGCUUAGGAAUCUUUGACGCUUGCUAACGGAACAAUCACGCAGUUAACAUUUCCGUAUUUAGGCAAACUACUUUUGUUGCAGCUCUUACAAAGCGCCAAAUGGUCUAGUUUAUUAAAUCUGCAAGAAAAAGUCUGCUGGGAAAGCGGCAAACGCACAGCCGGGUCUCGGCUGUGUGUUUUCUUCAAAUAUUCUGAAAAACGUUCCAGAAUAGCGUGUAAGAAUUCUUCCUCUAAACACGCGAUUGCUGGCAACUGAUUUUCGCGAAUGCGCAUUUCAGUAACAAGGACUGCGCAACGCGCUUGCUAUAGGUCAAUGCGUUAUAACAUUCUAUUCGCUGAAUAUUCAUGCAUGUAAACUAUUUGCUGAAAAUUUGAUAAUUGUAUUGUCCCCUUUCACCCGAUAGCCAUUGGCUAUUGGAACAUCUUAAAAGUCUGAUCGCUGCGAAACCAGGUGUGCAGUUUGUGGUUAACUUUUACGUAAACCCCAAUUUUUUUUCACAGUACUUCACUACUGUGUGGAAGAGCUACACAUUAAUUUGAAUGUCAUACCUUCGGUUUAGGAAGUCAUUUUAAAAGUUCACAAAUAAUUUGUUGAGUAACAUGUAAACUUUCAUUCACACCUUACCGGGUUGGUCCCAAAAUCAAGCUGUUUUCUUAAAAUUUUCGGGAGCAAGUUGGUAUGGCGGGAACAAGUGAUAUAUGCAUUGAUAUGGCAGCAAGCUCUAGAUUCCUAAGCCAAAUUUUUGUUUGGAGAAAGAGUGUCAUUUUGUUGAUUACGUAAGGUAUCUGCUAAGGAAUAUGCUGCACCACCGCUUUGCAACAAAUGGCACUCCCCAUGUUUGAUAGUUCUGUUUAAGGUAACGUUUUGUUUCCUCACAUGGGAAGCUAGACAAGGGAAUUGAAAAAGGCACAUUCGAAAGCUUCUGUUAAGCAGUGCUACGACAGGUUAUAUUUAAAGCUUUCGUAACGAGCUACAGAUUUGAAGAAAGAUUGAUAAAGUUACUAGUAAGUAGCUGCCAAUAUUACGCAGAGUGAGUGCUUUAGUGGGUAUUUCUUCUUUAAAAACUCACAUGGUCUCACAACAGGAAAAAAAGAACUACAUCGUUUAUUGUAGAUAUAAACAACAGUCAGCUACUGUAAAUUGCUGCGCUAAAGGAGGGUGGUCGACGCUACUUGAAAUGUCAGGAGAUUCAUUCGCAUUCUACACAGUCGCCUGAAAUAUCACCCACGCAUAAAAGUGCUCACAAAAUUGGAAUGAGAGUACAGCACUUAUGCACAUAUUAUUAAAACCAAAUCACGCAUGCCAAAGCAGAUAUUUUUUUUUAUAGCGAUGAUGGCAAUUAACAAAAAAAUUUGCUGCUUUGCCUUUGCUGUCAAGUGCCACUAGAUACUAGCGAACGGCAUCAUAACGGUAGUAUCGCCAGUAUAAAAAAUGCUAAUAGGACGAGCUCAUUGCAUUGCUGAUUUAACCCCUUUAGUCAAGAGUCAUGAUAGGCCGUCAAUAAACGUGCCGUAGUUACUUAAUUCUAUUCCAAGGCGCUUGACACACCAUUGAAGGAUAGCCGAGGCUGUAGUAUGACGCUCUAGUCGUUUUAUAAUAAAUUUUUAUUAUGACAAAGCAAAUAAAUGCCUCGGCAAUGCGAAGCCAGUCAUGUUGCAUUUUCUUUUUCUUGUAAAAAUUGAAUUACGGGCUCGUUGUGUAUGCACAAGAUGUGCGGUAAGCAUUACGAAAAAAAAAGUUUUUUUUUCCUUUCGCCAUUGUUGAAGGAACACGGCACGUUGGACACGGUAGUGCCUUCAGCAAAUUUGGCCAUUUGCGUAGCCAUACGUAGCAUAUUGAAGUGAAUUGAAGACACAGAGAUUACGUAGGCGUAAAAUCCACCUAAAGCUUCCGGCCAGUGAUUUUUUUUUUAAUUUGUAUUGCCACAAUUUAAAAAAAAAAGAAACCUAGCAAAACAAGUCGGUGCACACCGCAAAUAUGCGCACCGCGACUUAAAGGAUUAAUGUUCAUACUAAUACAUCAGAAGAGCUACCUCACAUAGGUGGUGACCAAAACAUGGCGGCCAUUAGGUGUUUCCGGCUCAUGUAAUUGCUUCCGGCGCAUGCUGCUCGCAAAACCAUAGCCUUCGAGAUCUAUUUCUGUUACUCCGGAGAAACGGUCACCGGAUUCUGGGUUUGGACACCGUCUACUGUUGAAUAAGACUUCCGUGCAAUUUCUAGCUAACUGUGAAGAAUUGUGCGGUGUUCACGUAGACCUCCCGGAAAUACUAAUUCUUUAAAACAUGUGACGCCACAUUUAAAAAAAAAAAAAGAGUGGCACUGUGAAAAGGAUGAAACGAAAGCUUUAGAGAAAGGAAGAUGGUACUGUUAUUGAAAACGUAUAAUUGUUGAACAUUGACACUGCUAAUAGGCAUGGUUGCACAGCAGUGUUAUCCCCCCCCCCCCCCCUCCCUAAAGAACAGUGCAUAUAUAGCUUGCAGAGCAAUUGCUCUUCUUUCUGACAAUAAGAAUUGGAAUUCCUGGAUAACCUUAAGGAAUGAUUGCUUGCAACUCUCGCACACAAAAGGAAAGAAACACAGUGAUCUACAUUCCAGGACAGACACGUGGAUAUUUUUACGUAGUACCAAACAUUUUGAAAAGCGGUUGGCCAGCUGUGGGCGUUCCAUUUUCAGCCCCGCUUGCAAGCGCGUAGCUUCUUGUAGUAUCGCAUUUCCUUCAACAACAAAUGGAAUGCGAUUUUACACUCUUCAAAGCAAAUGAGAGUUAUAUAUAUAUAUAUACAUACAUACAAGUAUAUGAAAUAAUGUGUAUACCCAAUCUAUACUUGGUCUUGUGUGCACGCGCGUGUGUGUAGAUGUAUCGUACGCAUGAGAUGAGUGCAACUCUACAGGCUGCCAGUUGAUGUCCCGCGUUCGUGUAACACGCCACAAAGAACACGCGCAUACACCCACCUGCGACUCAGACCCGGCACACUUUGAACACAGCACAGACACACUUGUCAAACUCUUUCUCGGGCUUCCAGAACACUCCGGCAGAAACACACGAACACCUACCCCAACCUCCUCACUCCACUUAACGUGCAAGCCUACCGUGCAAGCCCCAGAGCUUAACGCCUUGACUUCCUUGCAGUUUCAGUUGUUCAUCAAAAAGAAAACGAGCCCAGCGUCAGUAGCAUCAAGCACAAAAAAGUAACAUAUGAAUGGAGCUUUAUUUUUUCUUGGUAUCUCUCUCAUUAAAAAAGAAAGAGACACGAACAAAUGCUAGAACUUCUAGAGCAUUAGUAACGUUUUAUAAAGCAUUACAACAAUUUCCAUGAGCUGCUUCAGUUUACCUUCCAUUUUAACCGUUUGUUUUAUCGCGAAGAGCUGCGAGUAAAUUUAAACACUAGUCAAAUUGUGAAUCAGAUGAAAAUUACGCGCAGAAGCACAAAUCGCUCUUCAUUUUGUUUUCACUGUUUCUUGGUGAAUUGUUUCUCGCCGUGCGAAAGACCUAAGAAACCAGCGCCUCCAAUCGAUGUUAAAUAGAGCUUUUUCGUUGUCAGGUGAUGCUCCUGCCCGCGCUUUAUUGAGGCUUGAGUGAUAACGACAGAUAAGACAACAUUAAGAAACUGACUGCUUUCUAUUGCGAAAUUACCCGGUGCGUGAAUUCAGCAACCAGGGCCAAGGCAAGUGCGGGAAUAUUUCAGCUACGCUUUCCCAAUGCUUUAAUCCCCUUCUCCCACGUAGUACACCACGAACACCAGAUAUACUGUCGAAGCAAAGUUUAAAAGUGUAUGUGGACCAUGAAAUCUUAUUUUUGGACAUGAUGGUCAAAGCUUAGGUUCUCAUUUUCGCGAACGUGUCAUCUUUUUUUUUUACUUAUAUAAAGCAAAUAUUUUCUAGGAGGGAGAAACAUCGUCGUCUAUCAAAUGACUAUGUAUACUCUAGCGUUAACAAACACUCUAAAAAAAGAUCGGCAAACAUUAAGUACGCUUGUCUGUCUAUUACGAGGAACAAACAGUUCAAGAGAAAACUUGAACCGCUUAACUCUUGUCGAAGUCAAGAUUUAGCAAUUAUCCAACAUUAAGGGUUAGGAAUUCGUGGCUGAGUGAAUGCUAUUCGCAAGAGAUGAUUCAGUUAACGGAACCUGCCAGUGGACUACUCGUAUUCUGGCUUCAAAAAAAAAAAAAAAAAUCAGGGCAAUAAUACCAGCCCUUGUUAAAUAACCUCUACCCGAAACUGAUGAGAAAGAAAAUCACUUUCGGGCACCAUGUCAAAUGUUACGUGCUAGGCUGAACAAAUGCACAAAUGUACGUAAAGAAGCCGCUAAAUAAAAGCACUAAAGAUGACGUUAUCUUGUAAACGCAUAUGUAAUCAAACAAAAAACAUCGCGACAAAAUUUGCGACGGUCAUUCGAGUAGCCAAGCCUUUUUGGCAGCAGUGAUACUGAGAUAGACAGCGAUGCGCCCUCGCUUAUAUUUUGUACAGCACAUAAACCUACGCUCAGGCUUUCUUGUUCAUUAGGUUCGGUUAAAGGGAAAGCUAUUUCAUUACGUGUAUAGUGAAGUCGGACGUUACUGUUGUGUCAGGGCAGGUUAGGUCAGUGAUUCCUCACUGAUGCGCCGAGCUAGAAUGGAUGUGCCGUUUUGACAUUCCAGAUUUUAAUCCUGUCGAGAGUGUGUCCGUUUCGUGCGUGUCCGUCGAUGUUUUCGUGCCACGUGGCCAUACCACCUCGUUCGCUUUUCACACGGGGUCCAGGGAGGCCAUUGCUGCUCUCGUUGCUUGCUAGUAAUGAGAACGAAAAGGUCUUGUAUACAAACCAUAACGUUUCAUUUUUAAUGUCGAAACGCGUCACCAGAGUCCUCUGUCAAGUGCUGCCUAUGCGUGAGGUGACAGUGAAAUACAAAGCGAAAUUUCCGAAGAUAACCAAAUGAACGACAAUGUGUCACGCACCCAAAAACUUCGACAGCUGGUAAUGAGGUAGCCUAGCAGUUACCUUUUUACGUACUUCUUUUUUUGAUUUCUCGGCCUUUACUAUGCUGUCAGCUCAUUUCGUGCAAGCACACUCUGCCAUAGUGUGAAAACCCACACCUCUCUAGGCGAAGCCGGGGUAUAUGUCAUGUACAGCUCCCAACACGUUCCGCCAUAACUGAAUACGCAAAUACACGCGCUCUUCAGCCAGUUUGUGCGUUGCCACGCCGCAUAAUUAUUUUUCGUUCUUCGGUCGUAAUCGUGAUACGCGAGCUAUGCCCCCAAAAAGCUAUAUUCCACUGGCUACAGUGAUUACCCACAUUACCCAGUCGUAACGGUGACUGUCACGUCUUGCCCGAUCGGUGGCCCAUUAAUGUAGAGCUCGAUGUUGUGCCCUUAGCAAACUUUCUUUUUUUUUUUCGCCUCUGAGUCAGCCAGUGUCGUGGCGAUGAGAUCGUACCCUUCAAAGCCGACUCUAGAGUCACGGGGAUGCCCCGUAUCUGCUGUAUUCGGGCCUCCGAAUGCGUGUACAUAGCGUUUAUUCUGUAUGUCCUUCCGAGUGUUUCAGCUUGGACGAUAUGAACAAAGCAAAGCACAAGACGUUUACUGUGAGAGGCAUCAACAAGAAUAACAAGGUAAAAAAAAAGAAAGAAAGAAAGGCCAACAUACCUCACCCUCCCUUCACAACAGUUACACAGGGGUGAACAGAUUUGCGCUUAUUGCCCGAGAAUAUAUAAUGGGCUUCAGCCUUGCGCUGAAUGUUCAUUGUGAAUAUGUUUGCUUUCCUGAAUGCUACAAGCUAAAGUAAGCCCCCAAGGUUGAAACAAAAUACUGAAAAAAAAAUGGAUGAAGGGUGCUAAGUCGUGAAGCUUGCCAAGCGGGGAGAAUUUUCUUGCGAACCUAUAGCGUGAAAAGUUACGGGUGCUCGCAUAAUCACUUGAGUUGUUUCAUUUUUAAUGGCUAUAUGCAUGGAUACUGAGUGUCUCCGUGAGGUUUCUUUAGUGGCUUGUUCCAGUGAACUCGCUGGCGCAGCAUUUCUUGCGCAUUUUCAUUGCCAGAACAGGUGCAUAAUUACGUAACACGGUUCCUCCUGAAUAAUACUUGCAGCAUUGACGUGUAAUAAAAAUAGAUUCUUGCACUAAAUUUUCAUUCUCAUGCUCCGUUAGGCGACUUCAUCUGACAAACUGAACACCGUGUAAUUGCAACUAUAAGAAACUAGGAUCGGCACUCCUGAAGUCCUUUUGUUGUUUCCAGUUUUGCUGACGCUGCUUAAAUGCGAAAACAUGAGUGAUUAGUUGUCCGCUGCAGACAAGGAGUGUUGUCAACGCAUCGUACGGCAAAAUGUGCGCACUUGGAUUGAUAAAUAUUUGUUGCUUUCCGACCUGAGAAAAUCAGAAACAUUGCAAGAAUUGGGGGAAAGCGUGGAGAAAAAUGUCACUCACACUGAGAUUGGACGCGUCGUGCUCGCUACAAAUGUAUCACGUUACAAACCCGUGGUGACGACGCUGUUUGUGCAUGUUGUCUAAUUCCUGAAAUGUUGCCCCCAAACUUUGAAUGUUAUUUUUUUUGGUUGUUCAAAAGCGGUGACAACACGUUUUUUCACUAAUGUAGAGUCUGUGAACUUUGUUGUUACGCAAAUGCGUUGUGUCGGUGCGAUGACGUUUUGCCUCGGCGAUUGCUCCUUUGAGUUGAAUGCCUUGAACCCCGAGUUAUGUGUUAUUGCGGAAUGGGGGAACAAUAAAAGAAGUUUAGAAAUGUC